AUGUCCCACGUUUCCCCAGCUGGGCUCUUCGCCCACGACUCUACCGCUCCUCCUGCCAGCAACAGAGUUCUGCCUCUGUUUUCCCUCGCUGGAAAGACCGCCAUCGUUUCGGGCGCCACAGCUGGUAUCGGUUACGCUGUUGCUCAGGGGUUCGCCGAAGCGGGCGCCAACGUGGCGAUAUGGUACAACUCCAAGAAGGAGCAGGCUGAGACUGCCGCAGCCGAGAUCGAGAAGGAAUUUGGCGUCAAGUGCAAAGCCUACCAAGUAAACGUCGCCUCCUUCCCCGCCGUCUCCUCGGCCGUCAACGACCACAUCCUCCCCGAGUUCAACUCCCGCCUCGACAUCUUCGUCGCCAACUCGGGCAUCGCCUGGGAAGACGGCCCCAUGCUCGACGGCGCGGCCGAGGACCGCAUCAAGCGCUACAAGCAAAUCAUCGACACCAACCUCGACGGCACCUUCUACUGUGCCAGAGUGGCCGGGGAGAUCUUCCGCCGGCAGAAGCAAGAGGGGCUCGAGGGGUUCACCUACGGCAGCUUCAUUGCUACGGCGAGCAUGAGCGGGAGCAUUGUGAACAUCCCCCAGCUGCAGACGGCGUAUAAUGCGAGCAAGGCGGGCGUGAUUCACUUGGUCAAGAGUCUGGCGGUGGAGUGGGUUGGUUUUGCGAGGGCGAACACGGUGAGCCCGGGGUACAUUGUUACGGAGAUUAGCAAGUUUUGCGAUGAGGGGACGAAGAGGGCUUGGAGGGAUAAGAUUCCGAUGGGGAGGGAGGGGAUGCCGAAUGAGUUGAAGGGGGCGUAUUUGUAUCUGGCGAGCGAUGCGGCUUCGUAUACUACGGGGAUUGAUUUGGUGGUGGAUGGUGGGUAUUGCGCUCCUUGA
Podospora bellae-mahoneyi is the source of this 876-nucleotide messenger RNA. It is a transcript of the gene SOU1, whose product is annotated as Sorbose reductase sou1. The record is from RefSeq and is a predicted model, not a curated record. Gene Ontology annotation, cellular component: intracellular anatomical structure. Gene Ontology annotation, molecular function: oxidoreductase activity, acting on NAD(P)H, oxygen as acceptor. The transcript has 2 exons. Bases 1 to 876 code for a protein of 291 amino acids. Lineage: Eukaryota; Fungi; Ascomycota; Sordariomycetes; Sordariales; Podosporaceae.